Molecule: messenger RNA, 6595 nt
Organism: Xenopus laevis (African clawed frog)
Lineage: Eukaryota; Metazoa; Chordata; Amphibia; Anura; Pipidae
Gene: pcm1.L
Product: pericentriolar material 1 L homeolog
Exons: 39
Coding region: 189-6362 (2057 amino acids)
Biological process (GO): protein localization to centrosome; microtubule anchoring at centrosome; non-motile cilium assembly
Cellular component (GO): ciliary basal body; centriolar satellite; cytoskeleton
Source: RefSeq, a predicted model, not a curated record
UUUUUUUUUAGUAAAGCGUCUCGCGCUUCCCUGGUUGUGCAGGGAAACUGGAGUGUUUCCGUCUCCACUCGGGGUCGCUAAUCGGAAUUCAAUAUGGCUGAUGGACAGGCGGGAGUCUGAAGGCUACGGUAACCGGGCAGGAGUAGAGAUACAGUUACAAGGCCUAUUUCUGAGAAAUUCUGCAAACCAUGGCUACAGGAGGAGGUCCACCAGACGAGGCUUUGAGCGACCAGGAUUUACCUAACUGGAGUCAUGAGUCUCUUGAUGACAGGCUAAAUAAUAUGCACUGGAAUGGGCAGAAGAAGGGAAACCGAUCAGCAGAGAAAAACAAGAAAAAGUUUGUGGAGUGUGACUUACGCCUUACAAAUGAUAUUUCUCCCGAGUCAUCUCCUGGUGUUGGUCGGAGGAGAGCCAGAACACCACACACCUUUCCACACACCAGAUAUGUUUCUCAAAUGUCUGUUCCAGAGCAGGCCGAACUGGAAAAGCUCAAACAGAAAAUCAAUUUUAGUGAUUUGGAUCAGAGGAGCAUUGGAAGUGAUUCUCAAGGCAGAGCUACUGCUGCAAACAAUAAACGUCAGCUUGCUGAUAACCGCAAGCCAUUUAACUUCCUUCCAUCGCAGUUAAACACAAACAAGGAGAAGUCGAAAAGUCCACCAAAGAGGGAAGCCAGUACUCGUUCUUUGACAAAGGAUUUUCUGGCAUCUGCUUUAAAUAAAGAUUUCUUAUCAAAUUCCCAAGCCUUCCUGGAAGAAGAAAGUAAGAGGGAACCAGCUAUCGACAGUAGUCAGGUUGUGAGUAGACUUGUUCAGAUUCGUGACUAUAUCACCAAGGCCAGUUCCCUGAGAGAUGAUCUUGUUCAGAAAAAAGAUUUGUCUGUCAAUGUUGAACGAUUAUCAAACUUAAUUGAACACCUGAAAUUCCAGGAAAAGUCUUACCUUAAAUUCCUUCAAAAGAUGCUUGCUAGCGAAAAUGAGGAGGAGGAUGUUCGGACAGUAGAUUCAGCAGUUGGAUCUGGUUCUGUUGUUGAAAGCACAUUAUUAAACUUUGAUGUGCCGUCUGAAGCUUCAGACACCACGGGAGUAGAUCCUCGGCAAGAGGCAAAGGAAGAAUUAAAGAACAUGAAGAAGCAGCAUGCAUUGCUUACUAGGAUGCUUCAACAGCAAGAACAACUCCGGACACUAAAGGGAAGACAGGCAGCCUUACUUGCAUUACAGCACAAGGCUGAACAAGCUAUUGCUAAAAUGGACGAAUCUGUUGUGACUGAAACCACAGGGAGUGUGUCUGGUCUCAGUUUAACAUCAGAACUUAAUGAAGAGUUGAAUGAUCUGAUCCAGCGCUUUCACAACCAGCUGCAUGAUUCUGAGGAUCCACCUGCACCAGAUAACAGGAGGCAAGCAGAAAGCCUUUCACUUGCUAGAGAAGUUUAUCGAAGUAGAAACUCCUCCACCUCAGAUACCCCUUUAGAAGACAAAAGCCCCCUUUUCAAUAAUGUUGGUGUGCUGCUGGAGAAAAAACAGAAAAUGGAUACCCUUUUAGGAGAGCUUCACACCCUUCAAGAUCAGCAGCUGAAUAAUACUGCAUUUGUGGCAUCUUCAGUCUCCCCUCGAAGAAGCACAGAGCAGAGAACUUUGGGUUCUGCUGUUUCAUCCGCCUUGACUUCUGAUAAUAGGGCAGCACGAAGCCCUGUAACAAUAGGAGCCUAUCAAACGGCUUCUGUUAAUGAAAGUGAAGAUGAAGAGAAUCAGAACCCUGCUGAGAAACUUAAGAAACUGAAGGAGGUUAGAAAAAGACUAAAUGAGUUGCGUGAGUUGGUUCAUUAUUAUGAACAGACUUCAGACAUGAUGACAGAUGCUAUGAACGAAAAUACUAAAGAUGAGGAUGAAACUGAAGAUUCAGAAUAUGACUCUGAACAAGAAGAUGCUGAACCAACUACCAAUAUAAGAAAUCCACAGUAUCGGAGUAGCUGGGCACAAAUGAAUAUCAACUCGAAUAACCAGAGUGGAACAAAUAACCGUGAUGAAAGACAACUGAAUACUGAAUGCGAAAUUAACAACAGAUCUGCUGUUAAUUUAAGAUCUUUCAACAUGCCUUCAGCAUUAGAUUGCUUAUACAAUAUAGAACAUUCUGAUAAAGAGGAGGAUGGUAACCGAGAACUAGAUGAUGAAGAUGCAGAAGACCAAGGGAGCAGAGCCUCCUUGUCCAGCCAGAAUAGUGUUGCAGAUGAUGUCCAAAGUGUGGAUUUUGAACAGAAAUUCAAUCGACUUGUAGCAGCAAAACAGAAAUUAAAACAACUGCAAGAUCUAGUGGCAAUGUAUGGUGAUGAUUCUGAGUCUGAACCUGUAGCACCUGAGAGAUCUUUCAGUGGUGACCAGUUUCCUCCUGAAGCAACAACACUAAAACAGCAACCAAAUAACACUCGCCCAAAUGUGUCAAAAGCACAAAAAGAUAUAGCACUUAAAGAACAAGCAAGAGAGAAAUUCUAUGAGUCCAAACUUCAGCAGCAACAAAGAGAGCUCAGUCAGUUACAAGAAGAAAGGAAGAAGCUCAUUGAGAUUCAAGAAAAAAUCCAAACUUUAAGAAAAGCUUGUCCUGACUUACAGCUGUCCACAUCUAGUGCUGGAACUAACCCUGCAAACAGACAGAACAGACAAAUGACCACUACAACUUCAACUCCCGACGUCAAUACAAACGGUAACAUUGUUGUCCCAGCAAUGCCAGAUCCUGAGGAUUCAUCAUCUGUUGAUAAUGAGGUUUGGUCUGAAAUACGUAAACACCAAAUUUUACGAGAAGAUCUGAGGCAGAGAAGAAAGCAACUGGAAACUUUGAUGGCAGAGCAUCAGAGGAGACAAGGAAACACUGAAACAACAUCUGCUGCUUCAAUAAGGAGUGAUGACUCUGAUACUCAAGGACUUCAGCAGCAGACUCGAACUGAAAAGACUAUGGCUACUUGGGGAGGAUCCACACAAUGUGCCCUUGAAGAAGAAGAAGAGGAGGAGGAGGUUGAUGACGAAGAAUGCCUGUCGGAUGUACAUCAGAUAGAUAUUGAAGAAGAUGAGCAAGACAAUACUUCCUGUGAAAAUAAUUCUUAUCCUCAGAAUAGUAUUAGAAAAACUUCAUUUAAUGGAAGGAGCAGCAAAGAUGGGUGGAAAAACCAAUGUCCUCUUUCAGUUGAGGGCAAUCAUCGUCCCUCUCCUAAAACAAGACAACAGCAGAAUGUUAGUAUGCGGCGACAAGAAAAUUAUCGAUGGAUGUCUGAGCUUUCUCAUGUUGAAGAGAAGGAACACUGGCAAGAGCAAAUUGAUCAGAUUAAAAAACAGCUUGACUACAGCACCAGUAUCUGUCAGACUUUAAUGCGUGAUCAGCAGGCCCUGUCCUAUUUACUCCAGAGCAUGAUAACGACUCCCUACAGUGUAAUGCCAAGUAAUGUUGGAGCUUCACAGGUACAACUUAUAAUGCAUCAGCUUAACCAGUGCUACACUCAACUCAACUGGCAACAAAGCAAUGUUCUAAGGUUGAAACAAAUGUUGAAUGACCUUCUUGUACAACAACCACAGCACUUACAGGGAGAAAGCCACCAGAGAGAAGACAGAGGCAGUAGUGCACCUCCUCUUACAUCUCCUAACAUAUUUCCAAACUUCAGUUUCCUCCCACCAACCAUGAAUUUACUUAACAUGCCAGCAUUUGGCAGCAUUCCCAAUGUCGUUCCAGGAAUGAAUUUUAAUCCUGUUUUUCCACAUGGCUUCGAAAAUUUCACCCAAAAUGUAGCUUCUCAUACUGACACUCCUCUCCAACCACAUGAUCAAAACACUUCUGGGAAGACCGAGUAUAUGGCCUUUCCCAAACCAUUUGAAAGCCAUCGGUCCAAUUCAACAGAAAAGGAAAGGAAUCCACCAAAGAAACCAGAUGAGAGCGAGCAAGGCAGAAGAGUAUGGGUAGAAAAUCAUCAAAAGAGUGAUCAAGAAAAGAAACCAGCAUGUUUUGGUGCUGGACUUUCAGCAGGUGGUGCGUCAGCCAAGCUGGCAGAAGAAUCCAGGAAAGUAAAGCAGUUUGAUGAGGUGUCUGUGGAGAGUUUGAGCAGUAUGCCUGAUCCAGUGGAUCCAACGACUGUAACUAAAAUGUUCAAGUCUCGAAAAGCAUCUGCACAGGCCAGUCUUGCAUCAAAAGACAAAACCCCCAAAGCAAAAAAUAAGAAAAGGAAGGUUUUUCAUCAGAAAAGCAAAGGAAUCAAGAGUUGCGGAUUUCAAGCUGCUAGUGCAUCCAGUGCAUCUGAACCGAAUCAGACCACUUGCAAACAUGCUCAGACAGAGGAAGUUGUUGUGGGGAAUGUGAUUAAAACCAGCAGUGCACAAAGAGUAGAAAAGGAAAGCAAAGCUACUGAAAUGUCCUCAGAGGCUGGCAGUGAUGUUUCAAUGUUUGAAACGCUGCGUGAUACCAUCUACUCUGAAGUUGCCACACUAAUUUCACAAAAUGAGUCCCGGCCUCACUUCCUUAUUGAGCUGUUUCAUGAGCUGCAACUUCUAAAUACAGAUUAUCUGCGACAAAAAGCCUUGUUUGCACUACAGGACAUUGUAACCAGACAUGUGAGUGAAGGCAAUGCAAAGAAGCAUGAAACCUGUACUAAAGCACUGGAGUCAACUGGUUGGAUGGCUUCAACCUCUGAGCUAACACCAAGCGAGAGUCUGGUCACCACUGAUGAUGAGAUGUAUGCUAAGAAUUCAGAUGGCCCAGUUUGUCAGGAAGGUGAACAGAAUGAUGGUGAUAACAUUAGCUCUUUAUCAACCUCCUCAAACUUUGAGCCAUUUGCCACUGAUGACUUGGGAAACACUGUGAUUCAUUUUGACCAAGCAUUGGCUAGAAUGCGAGAAUAUGAACGCAUGAAAAGCGAAACUGAAAAUGGGUUGGUUGCAGACUGCUGCAACAAUCUCAACGCUGCUGCCUCAAGUUUGGAAGGAACAAACGAUGAAGCGAGAGGACGUGCUCAGCAUUCUGUAGAUGAUGCGUCUGGAAUUCCCUGCCCAUAUAUUGAUUCCAAGCAGCUUGACAGACAAAUAAAAGCGAUUAUGAAGGAGGUUAUCCCUUUCUUAAAAGAACACAUGGAAGAGGUUUGUUCACCUAAUUUACUUACAUCGAUCAGGCGGUUAGUUUUAACACUGACGCAGCAAAAUGAUGAAAGCAAGGAAUUUGUGAAGUUCUUCCACAAACAGCUUGGAAGCAUUCUACAGGACUCACUGGCCAAAUUCAGCAGUAAAAAGUUAAAAGAUUGCGGAGAAGAUCUUCUUGUCGAAAUUUCAGAAGUUCUGUUCAAUGAAUUGGCUUUCUUCAGACUGAUGCAAGACCUGGAUAAUAACAGCACAGCAGUUCAAGGGACAGUUUCAAGAAAGCCUGAGGCAGUUGUGGUUUUGGAGUCUUUCACCAAAGAGGCUGACAAAGAAGAGAAAACCUGUCCAGAGGAAAACUUUUCUACUACGAGAGAAACGGAUGAUGAAGAUAAAGACAAGGAUGAAACAGAGACAGCAGAAGAAAAUAGAAAUUUUGAUGCUGAAGUCUUGAGUGGAAAAUCUGACAUUUCUGAGGAAGAUGAUUUGGAUGAAAGCUUGCCUGUAUCUAUAAGUUUUACAAAAGCUGAGACACAGGCCUUAACAAACUAUGGCAGUGGUGAAGAUGAAAAUGAAGAUGAGGAAAAUUAUGAAUUUGAGGCCAGGCCUGUUGAUGUCCAAACAUCCCUUGAAACCAGUAGUGAAAUUGCAGAUGAAACUGAAAAGGAAGAGAUGGAGGUCAGACCUGAGGCCAAUAUUGAGAAUGAAAAGGCAUUGUCAUUAGCAGUUAAUGUAAUGGGAGAACUGUCCAUUCACGAAGAUCAGGCAAAAUCUGAUUGUGAUGUUCUGGCUCAUCCAUCACUGCUUUUGAGCAACGAAAAAGCUACAGAUUUCUCAGGGACAGCACUUGUUAAUAAUGUUAAGUCACCUGUGGAUUCACCUGGCACCUCUGGAGCUGGCAGUUCUGAUACUGAAUCUCCUGUCUUGGUGAAUGACUUUGAAACUGGAUCAGGAAACCUAAGCCAGAAGUCUGAUGAAGAUGACUUUGUGAAAGUUGAGGACUUGCCACUUAAACUUUCUUUGCCACAGGAACAGAUAAUGAAAGACAUUGAGGAAGAGGAGAAUAAAAAUAACUUGUGUGAUGAAAUCUUGAAUAUCAAUGACGAAGAGAAUGGCGCAGAUCAAUUGGCAGGAGAUCCUCUUGCUUUAAAAGAACCUGUCCGGCCAUCCACCCUGCAUGAACUGAAACUGACAAACAAGAUGAUCACAUCAUACAGAAGUGGGAAAAAAAAGUCUGGAAAUGUAUUCAACUUAAGUUUUUGAUACUGCCUUUUAGGCCAAUUCUGCCUGCGUCAGGUGUUUUCCAAUAACAAGCAUAUAUUGAUCCACAAGCCUGUCUUUUUCCUCUCUUUAAGGUUCUCGGUUUUUUUCCAUUUUGUAACUUCAAAAAUAUUAGAAUUAAGCUCUAAAUAAAGUUUUGGUUUGUCUGUACUUUAGUUUUUUUUGUUUUUUUCAUGUUAGAAUGAAGUUCUCAAUAAAGUUUUGGUUUGUCUGUA